UAGGCUCAAUGUCGUGUUUUACAGCUUGAUCUCAGGUAUAAUCCCACUGGUAAGACAAUUUUAUAUCUUUCAACAGAUUAUAACCGGAAUUGAAAGUUUCGCAUACUUGUUUCACUGUGUAACGACACUUGUGGGGGCGUCCCCCGCAACUCCCAUUAUACGCGGGUAUACCGGCGCGAGUUCAUUAUAGUUCGAGUUCCGCUUCGAAAUUUUUGAAACAAUAAAGAAUAAAUUGAUUUCAAAGCGACAGCUCGGAAUACGGGAAUGGUACAGAUGUGUACGGGAAUAAGGAAAACGAAUACACUUUAACGAUCAGGCUACGAAUUAAGAGAAUUAAGACAUUUUGUUUAUUCAACCACGCGGUGUUUUAGUUGCAAUGGAGGGUACAGUGAAGAGUACUCGUAACGAAUUACGAUGUCACAAUACAGAGUGUAUCAAGGAAACCUUGAAUACUGUUCUACAACUAUACGUAGCGAUCCUCGCGAAAGACAUCGACGAAAUAAUCGACGUGCUACCCCACAUAUUUCUCGUCAUCGGAAGCCUAACUAAAUUCGGAAACAUUUUUCUGAACAAGGAACGCGUACGUACAGAUUACUUCAAGGCUUCUACUGUGUAUUACACUUACUUUCUAUUGCAGAUAAAAAUAUUAUUAGAUCGAAUCGUACGCGACUGGAAAACAAUGGGAAGCGAAUUACACGUGCUGGACGAGAUCACUGCAACGGGGUACAGGCUCGCGCAUUUAUACAGAGUUACCCUGCUGACGUUUACAAUGAUUUUUAAUUACAUCCCGUUAAUUCCUCCGACUUUGGAUAUCAUAUUACCGCGGAAUGAAAGUAGACCGAGACAUCAACUGUUUCAAGUUAAUUACGUGUUCUUCGACGCUGAUGACCACUUUAUAUUCACUUAUCUUCACAUGUUUUGGGCGGGGUCUUUGACCGUGUUCGUAGUCGUCACCGUAGAUUCCUUGUACAUGCUUAUCAUUCACCAUGCUAGCGGGUUGUUCGACGUGUGUGGAUAUCAGGUUGAAAUGGCGUGCAGAGAGGAAAAAGUGAAAGAUGCAAUGUUCAAGCAGUGCCUGAUCACUCAUCAUAAAGCUCUAGAGUUUUUCAAUUUGCUACAGGCCUGCAGCCAGAGCAUGAAUUUAUUACUGGUCGGAAUGAACAUGUUACUCAUCAGCACGACGGGAGUCCAGAUAAUACUCUACAUGGAUCGACCUCUGGACUCGGUCAGAUUUGUCCUGUUCUUUUUAGGCGAACAUUUUCAUUUAUACAUCAUCAGUCUGUUAGGGCAGAUCGUGCUAAACCACAGUUUACUGCUGCCAGAAAAAAUAUACGGUUCCAACUGGGACGACAUACCGAUUAAGUUUCAGAAAUUACUUUUCAAAAUGAUAAUUAGAUGCAGCAGACCGUGCAUUUUGAGUGCGGGAGGCCUGUACGACAUGAACAUGGAGAACUAUGGGAAAGUAUGUAUUGCAUUCGAAAUCUGUUGUGCUUGGAUAUACGUUAACGAGCAACAUUUUCUCGGCAAAAGGCGGUGAAGGCGUGCAUGUCGUAUUUCACAAUGUUUCUGUCAAUGCGGGAAUGAUAUGACGCGCCACUUGAAGCCAUCUUGACAAUGACGAUGAAAAUGCAACGCUGAGGAAACUUGCUAGCAAACAUUGGUUAAUUUCUGGAAGGACUAACUUUUUUAUCACAAGUAAUAUUUGUCAAUUGAUCACUGGUUUGCGAGUAGAUGUUUGAAUCUAGCUUGUCGACCAAGUUUCUGAUAUUUCGAAUAUCUCUCUUGUUAAGACAGUUCAGUAACAAGAAAAUUGUCGAAGCUAGAAAUUGCAAACUAAGUUGCUACUGUAAUUAAUAAAGGACGCACAAUAAUGUUGUAUUGAGUGAUAAGCAUAAAUAGUAAUCCACAAUUUUCUAUAUGUAACUGAUACUGAGUGUAAUUGUCGUCAACGUUGAUGGCACAUGAAUCUGAUGUUAUCACUGCUGUGUCCAGUUAAUGACACUGUUAUAUUUAAUGACACUAAUAUCCAAAACAGAUCUCUUAUAAAUGAGUGGGAUUCGAGUAAAAGUUAAGAUAAAUCGUGGACAAAUUUUUCAUAUAAAAUUAGAAAUGUUGAGGUUGGUGAGAAAAAUUGAUGGAAUCCGAGUAUGGUAGAUAUCACGUACCAGACUAUGUUUACUGUGCAAGCACAAAAUACAGUUAAUGUUAAUAUAAAUUGCCUUGACUAUUUUUCCUAGUACAAAUUCCGGUUACAUCGAGUCAGUCGACAUAAAUCCGUAUCGUCCUAGCAAUCGCAAGGGAAAUAAUUUACAUUCUAGCGAUAACUCUUUCACAAAUCCUCACCAGCGAAUGCAACAAAGUCACCCGCUUACUACUCGAGGGUCUCUCGUCGCUACACGACAGCUUCAUGGAUUACUUAAAGCUACCAAGUAUAGUUCUGCUACCGAGUGCUAAACAAUAUCGUGUCAUUUUCAAUAUAACACAAUAACGAAUAUCCGUCAGUGCAUCGAUAGGGUUGGUAAAAUGAUUGACGCCUCGAACGACUGGAACUAUCUUACCCUGCGAUACUGGACUGAAUUAUUCAAUAGCAUCAUUUACGGGAGUUGAUACGACAAUGACCCUAUAAGGUACACCUCCCAUUCAUUUGCCGAAGUAUUAUAUUUCGAACGCGACGGUUGUACGGUGUCGUACCAGUGAAAAUGUCCGCGAUUGAGGCAGACGAAAACAGUACGCGCGAUACUUGUUACAUUCAUUAAUUCUCGCUCAUCUUAAUACAGUAAUUAUGAGUAGGUUCAUUCGUCUACUUACGACACUUAAUAAUCGAAUUAUCGCGAAAGUGUUAAUUUAUAUUUACUGUAACUUGGAUAGUCAUUUUGAAGACCGAGUUAAAAUUCUGAGUAAAGCACAGAUAUUCAGCAUUUCAGAAUCAAGGAGCUAAGGAUGUAUUCGAUCUCCACCACUACAAAUCGCUUAAAAAAUAUUUAAUCAUGCUCGGAUUGAAUCCGUACAACGAGACACGGGGAAGUAGAAUCAGACAGAAGGUGGUAGUCUGCACCUUCGUCUUAGGCAUAAUACCUAUGGUAAAACACUUUUACAAUUUUAUACUCCACAGCUCAACAUUCGAAAUUAUAUUAAAGACUUGUUUAACCUACUUCAGUCGUUUUUUAAUCGUCAACUGCAGUUAUCUGUGAUUGUAUUGUAAUCUCUUCAAAUUUUUUUAUUACCUCUUUUCCAAAAGUGUAAUAUCAACUCGAAUCCCCGAUUCCACAGUUUUUGCAGUUAUGUGCGG
Molecule: messenger RNA, 3289 nt
Organism: Megachile rotundata (alfalfa leafcutting bee)
Lineage: Eukaryota; Metazoa; Arthropoda; Insecta; Hymenoptera; Megachilidae
Biological process (GO): detection of chemical stimulus involved in sensory perception of smell; sensory perception of smell
Cellular component (GO): plasma membrane
Molecular function (GO): odorant binding; olfactory receptor activity
Source: RefSeq, a predicted model, not a curated record